Molecule: messenger RNA, 2009 nt
Organism: Puntigrus tetrazona (Sumatra barb)
Lineage: Eukaryota; Metazoa; Chordata; Actinopteri; Cypriniformes; Cyprinidae
Product: NXPE family member 3-like
Exons: 9
Coding region: 281-1978 (565 amino acids)
Source: RefSeq, a predicted model, not a curated record
GGAGGGUACAUAAACUCACGCUUAAACGGAUGCUGAUCAUAGUGCACUAUAUCUUCCUUUCUUCGCUUAAUCGUGCCUUCUUUGAGAACUGUGGCACACUGAAGGAUAAGGGCUUUUUAGAUGAACUGUUUUAAUGUAAAGCAAAAUUUCUCCAAAUCUGAUCUGAAAAAGAAACAAACUUUCAUCAAAUCUUUCCCAGUCCAAGACAGCAGGACUGGCACCUGGGGGUGAUACUUGUUGAUGUAUCCCAAAAAGAAGAAGCAGAGCGUCGGAUGCGACCAUGUUCAUUCCACCCACACCUGACUCCUCAGUUCACAGGAGAACACAGCUUUGCAUUUGCUUUUUGUUGCUAUGUCUUUGGACAACCAUCUGUCUGACUUCAUGGAAAUUCCUGAAGAGCGGCCAUCCGAGACAACAAUUUCAGCCCCCCGUUCCCAGACGUGAAACAAAAAAACAGUCAAAAACAAAUUCCUCCUCUGUGAUUACUGCACUUGACAUGGGAAUCAGUGAUGAGGAGUGGGAAAGACUACAGAAGGCUCUUAACUGGCCCGGUCCAGAUCAACUAAUCACUCAGCUGAAUCUGACCACAAGUCCAGUCCACUCGACAUUCUCUGUUGUGGAACCCAAAAACAGUUACAAAGUAGGAGAAAACAUCUCCGUUAUUAUCACAGCCAGAGACCACAACAAGAGCCCGAAAACAUACGGAGGAGAUUUUUUCAAAGCAAAGCUUUUCAAUUCAGAGCUAAAGGCGAGUGUGUACGGGGAGGUUGUGGAUCAUCGUAAUGGGACUUACUCUGUUGUUCUUCUUCUUCCCUGGGAAGGUCAGGCAGAAGUUUCUGUGCGUCUUGAGCACUCCAGUGAAGUUGUGCAGAUUCUUAAAAAAUACAGGGAUUCUUCGAUCACACGCAGCCACUAUAAUGGCCACUUUGAAGGGCCAGGACCCAAUAAAAUCAGGAUCAGGGAAGUAGUAGAAUGUAAUCUUAAGUGGGGUGGAGAAGGAAGUUGGAGGAAACGUAACUGCUGCUGUGAGUAUAAGGAUAUUAAAACAGGAACACAAUGGCAGUGUGAGAGACCAAAUAAACUUUCCUGUGACAAACUGGUUCAUCACUCCAUGGGACGUUUAGAAAACCCAUUAAAUCCAGUUGAAAGACAGAUUUUCACAACGAAAUUAGCAAAUCUUGCUAUUCCAGGUGACAAACAAGUCAUAAAUGUCCUUCCCGACACCGCAGGCAACGGCACAACGGAGAGAUGCAGAUCUGGCUUGACAACACCAGUUCCUGAGGGAUUCUAUUUCAAAGACGUUUGGAAGUCUUUUGCAUGCAACACUCGACAGUUCAAUUCUACACAAAUGGGAAAUUGCCUUAAAAACAAGAUCGUCUACUUGUUGGGAGACUCCACCACAAGGCAGUGGUUUGAAUAUUUAGAAAAAUAUGUGCCAGGCAUAAAAAGAAUGGACCUCCACACUCCUCGUACAGGUGGACCCCUGAUGGCUGUGGAGCUGAAAAAUAAUAUCAUUAUUCACUGGAGGCCACAUGGUGUUCCUUUAAGGUUUACUAAAAUGCUCAUUACGGACCUGCAUUAUAUCAGCAAUGAUAUUGAUGAAAUAGCCGGUGGUCCUCAUGCAGUUGUUGUAUUCACAAUUUUUGCCCAUCUUGUUUUUCACCCAAUAACAUUUUAUGUUCAUAAAGUGGCCAAAAUCCGUGAGUCUGUUGUAGCGCUGCUAAGUCGCGCGCCAGAGACCACCGUCAUCAUCAAGUCUGGAAACACUGCAGGUCUAAAGGACAUUUUUCAAAGUGACUGGUAUGCGAUGCAGCUGAACACAGUAAUGCAAAAGAUGUUCAAGGAUAUUGAUGGAGCAAUCUACUUAGAUGUCUGGCAGAUGACUUCUUGUCACUAUCUACUUGAAGAUGUUCACCCAGGUGCCGUUAUCAUUGCUAAUGAGGUUGACAUGUUACUCUCAUAUGUCUGUCCUACCUGACGCAAUUAAACACUUUGCUUUCUGCUAAAAA